Molecule: messenger RNA, 1194 nt
Organism: Symbiodinium necroappetens
Lineage: Eukaryota; Dinophyceae; Suessiales; Symbiodiniaceae
Source: the annotation of a GenBank genome assembly
AUGUCACGUAGUGUCGUGUGGGGACAGGCGGACCUGUCCCUUGAACGGAUGGAGUGUUUGCACUCGGUGCGCUGCGAUGGAGAUAGAGAAAUGGAUACGUACAGCAAGAACGGUGUGAAGCCGGGCCGCAUCCAAAAAGCUUGCAAGAAUCCUUGCAGCUGCGAAGGUGGCUGCAGCGUACCUAGGCGCAUCAUGACAAAGGUGUGCGAAUGUUUCUGGUCAUUGUCCAAAGCUGGCCAGGACGGACUUUUAUGGUCUUUACAGCAAGGAGCAGGAAAGAAGCGACACUACAGUAUCGCAGGUUAUGCAGUAUGCAGGGAGGCAUUCAUGCGUCUUCUGGGAAUCGGACGAGGAAGGCUACGGCGCUGCAAAUCCAUUUGUCAUGGACUGGACCUACGGAAAAUGACUUCGUCGAAACGGCCAGCCUUGAAACAGGCUUCUCUGAGAGUUUUCUUUAUGCACAUGUACCACAGUGCAGCAGAGUCCAUGACCACGAAGUUCACUACAGCUGAGGUUUUGUCUACCAGCACACCGGAAUUGCAGAGACGGAUGUUGAAGCGACUGAUUGCAUACAAGCUGCAGACCGCCACGGAGCAGAUCAGCUUUGAUAUGGAUCCUGCGCAAUUGCCAGUGCGAGAGCUGCCACACAGCAGUGCAAGCAGCUUGUACACACAAUACCAGGCAUUUUGUGCAAGAGGCUCUCAGGAUGUCAACGUUGCAGGCCGAUCUUUGUUUUACUCCGAGUUUGUGCGUUGGUCACCCUGCCUGCGUUUCCGAAAGAAGUCUACUCACGGCAUAUGCUUUACUUGCUCGAAACUACGUGCAGCCAUCAGCGAAAGCAAGAAGGACUUCGCCAGGCACGUGCGUCUUUGCAACGAGCUUCUCGACCACCACGUGACGCAGUGGAAAGACAGACAAGUGUAUUGGGAAGCACGUACACGGGCACAAACGCAGCGAGACCUUCUUACCAUAAUCUUAGACUCUUACGACAAGGCAAAGGCCAUGCUGCCGAAAUGGCAAGAUUCGAGAACCCCGAAGCGCGCGGCAUUCGAGAAGAACUUUCGACCCCACGUGACCAUCACCCUCGUCCUGGUGCAUGGCGUCGGUGCAUUUUUCUAUACAUGUGAUGAGGGUAUGACUCUUGGAGCAAACUGGACACUGGAAAUUGCAGCCCGACCGCAUUCCGGACAAUAG